CGCCAUGGUGGUGCCGGCGCGGCGCGUCAAGACGGAGUACAUGAAGCGCUUCAAGGAGCCCAAGUGGGAGUCGUGCGGCGCCUGCUACCUGGAGCUGCUGCGCUACCGGCUCAGCCGCCGCCUGCUGGAGCAGGCGCACCGGCCCUGGCUCUGGGACGGCUGGGAGCAGGACAGCGGCGGCGGCAGCGGCGCCAGCACCGCCGGCUCCCCCUCGCCGCCCGCCGCCGACAGCCCCGCGCCCGCGCAGGACGACGAGGAGGCGGCGGCGGCCGCGGCAGCGCCCGGCGAGGCGGCGGAGACCAGCCCGAAAGGAGAGAGAGAAGAUCAAGAAAAGCAGCAGAAGGAAGAACCAGAAAAAAAGGCAGAACCCUCUUCCAUUAAGGAAAAGGACAAAACCAGCCGUGCGGGACGACGUCCAAGCCAAAGUGCCUUGUCCGGUCGCAACGAUCGAAGGUCAGCCARAAGUCCUCAAAAGGCAGACGUGCCAAAGGAGAGUAAACACCCCUUUGCCCUGUACGGGUGGGGAGAAAGGCGGACAGAUACUGGAAGCCAGAGAACUCACAAUGUCUGUGCUUCUGCUUCAGUGAAUGAAAUUCAUGAAUCUGCCCUGCGAGCAAAGAACAGGAGGCAAGUGGAGAAAAGGAAACUUUCUCAGAGGCGAGUGCGGUCUGCGGAGGCCGAGAGAGCUUGGCGAGCAAAGCCUGCCCCUCCAGACAACCCCUGGAUGACCGAGUACAUGAGAUGCUACUCRGCAAGAGCUCGGUGAACUCUGCUUUCCUUCAGCACCCUCAAAGAAGUCGAGCAUAUCAGGACACUGGUGCAAGGAACCCAACUACUUAUGCAAGGUUUUUACAGGGAGUUUCCAGCUGUUUGUUACCAUAUUUGUAUCUUGGCUACCUACCUCACAGUGGGGUGUAUAGCUGGAGCCAUAACAUUUGAAGAAUCUUUUGAAUAUAGCUACCCACGUUUUAAACAAGUUCCCCUUUUGGGAAUCUGCAUUUCAGGGCCUCGUAAGCCGGGAGGAGAGCCUUGGACUCCUGGCAGCCUAAGAAGACACUCUCUUGAUCUUGCUCCCAAAUAAUUUGUUGACCUUUAAAGUUUAAGUUCUCCAAGUGAUCAAGAAGUGGUUUAGGGGGAAGAAUGUAAAGGUGUGAUGAAGGAGCAUUWGCAUUUAUCAAACUACUUGAUUCGGUGAUUGUCCCCAAACACGCUGGUUCAAGAUGGAUAACAGGAAAGAUGAUGAGUCUGGUAAAUGGCACUCAUAAAUGCAGAUGCUCCAUGUAGAAAGCGCAAGUGUGGUCUGUAUGUAGAAACACGCAUCCAAAAAUUUGAUUAAUGGAAUUGCUGAUAUUUUCUUAUCUUUCAAUCGUUGUUUCUAAGGUCGCUGGAAUCAAUGACUUGUCAGUCUCGGGACCACUUAUUUUCAGAGCGAGACCAGUUGCAGGACGGCUCGGAGCUGCUGUGGCUGCUGUACCAAACGGCUGACGCAGACAAUCACUACGUGGUGGCUGCUGCUCCGUAAGCAGUUGCUGGUCAUGCCUUGGCAUUGCUGUGUUAGCUCUGUGGUCACACUGACUUUGUGCUUAACCAUUCCAAUGCCAGUUUCCCUAUGGAGAGGGUUGGCUUCUGUGUAGUAAAAUCUGUGUUUUAAACUUAUGAGUAUCUUUCUAUGCUCAACAGGGUCAGAGUGCAAUAUGCAUCUGGUGGUGUGCUGUAACAAGUCUCCGUUAGAGGUUUGAAACUUGAAAAUCAUUUUGAUAAACCUUGUAGGGAAGUUCUAGGAAGUUUUCUGCCUCUCGRCAUUGGUGCAGAACUCCUUGAUGAGGAGAUGGGGAUCAGGGGAGGACAGAAAGAUACCCUCUAGGAAUCCACAGUAUAYAAUGAAGUGUCAACAUUUUAUUUUUACAUAGUAAAGCAGUCAUGUGUCAGUUCCUUAGUGGUGUGUGUGUGUGAUUCUUUGCUUUUUAUUCCCUCCAUUCAAGCUGCUGUAAAUGAACUCCUUCAGUUUGGUAGCUGAGCUUUAGUCAGGUCACGGCUGUAGUUGUGAGCUUCAGAGCUUUGACGUGUGCUGUGUUACCUAGUUGUGAAACUCAUUCUCUUAACAGUGACUAAACGUCAGAGUUUUCACUAGAAGCACCAUUGCACUUAUGCAGUAGAAAUCAGGAGCAGUUUSACUUCACUGCACAAACCAACACUCAAGAAAUAUUUUAUUGUCACUUAGAAGAUUCUAACCCCAUUUAGCUAAAACUUUAGACCAGAGUCCAAAACUGAGGUCAACUAUCCAGCUGGAUGGAUGCCUUCAAUUCUGAAUUUUUUUAUUAUCAAUAUCCUGAUUUUCCUUUUCAAAUAACUGUUAUAAAUAUGUUCUAGUUGAUUUUCACUCUGUUUUCAUUCAGGAAUCCAACUUGGAAUCAAGUCAGGAACCCAACUUCAGCAGUGGYAGAAAUGUACUGAAAACGUUCAGAAAUGUACUGUAGCCAGCAGCCCUAUUGAGUGAGACCUGCUGCUGUGCAGAGCACCACGUACCCUCCCUGCUCUGUAGAUGGUUAAAGUGGGUGUCCAGAGCAAUGGGGCUGUGCCCAGGGYCUGUCCAUGUGCAUUCCCUCACUGCAUGGGGCAGGACUCGUGUUGCCUCCUGUGCUYUCAAAGCUGUUCCCAGAGCUCUUCCCAGUGACUGUGGAGGGCUAGAGGACCAUGUGCCUACCUAGGUACCUGUUUUAGGUUUGGAGGGGUCUCCCCUGAGCAGUCAGCCUCUUCAAUAACUACAGAGGUCUAAGGGGCUCCUGCCUUGGGUACAGGGUACAAACUGGAGCUGUCUCAGGCAGGGGUGUCCAGGUGCUCUGCRGAGCACAAGAACCUCAUCUGCACCAGGGCUGCUGGGUGCUGAGAGGCUCUUACCCUUACCUUGCCUGGUCUGAAGCUGUACCCACCAAACAACUUGCUGGAAGGCAGCACUGGUGCUGGCCAGGUCCUGUGAGUCAGGCACCCUUAUCAACUGCAGCUGAAAAGCGGGGGGCCUAUAUUGGUACUCACUUGAUUUAAGUGCCAUGAAGCUUCAAGUGAGGGGCAGGCUCUGAAUCUGCACGUGGGGCAUCUUUCUGGUAGUCUCUCAAUUUGACCCUCAAACCUGAGGCUUGCUUUGAAUAUGUGGAAUACAGUCCUGAUCACUGCAAGCUGUAUAUUUAAGAUAUUUGGCAAGUGAUGGGCUGAAGUUUGGAAAAUUGCCUGAAUUUCUAUCAAAACAGCAAUAGCUAAAUCAACUGAUUUAGAAAGCAAAACACUUAAAGUAUGGAGUUAAAGCUUGAUAUUUUAGACUCUUAAAGAGAAGUAACACUCUCUUGUACCAAAUCACCUAUUUGGAGAUAUAAAACUAGUGAAUAUCCCCCUGUGAAUUAAGGAAGUUCUGAGCUCUGUCUUGCAUGGGCUCUUGAAUUCAGCCGUGUGGUAAAUGCUUCUCACUCUUGCCUUAGAAGUAAGGCUUUGGUAUUCAUGCAAACACAGAAAACAUUCACAGUUGUAAAACACUUGUCUGUUCUUCUCGGUUUCUGAAAGCACUUAGUGAAACUUAAGACUUUUUCAGUGUGUAAUGCUGCCCUUGGGCUGUUGUGCUGUGAAGCCYAGUGGUAGCGGUGUGAGAUGCCCCGGUGGGACCUGUGCAAGGGUGCUGUGAAACGGGGCAGCCUCCKGCGCAGGCACCUCCUCGCCGUGCUCCUCACGGGCUCUGC
Nothoprocta perdicaria is the source of this 3725-nucleotide messenger RNA. It is a transcript of the gene CCSAP, whose product is annotated as centriole, cilia and spindle associated protein. Gene Ontology annotation, molecular function: microtubule binding. Gene Ontology annotation, biological process: regulation of mitotic spindle assembly. The record is from RefSeq and is a predicted model, not a curated record. The transcript has 3 exons. Bases 5 to 766 code for a protein of 253 amino acids. Gene Ontology annotation, cellular component: spindle; cytoskeleton; ciliary transition zone. Lineage: Eukaryota; Metazoa; Chordata; Aves; Tinamiformes; Tinamidae.